Molecule: messenger RNA, 303 nt
Organism: Pipistrellus nathusii (Nathusius's pipistrelle)
Lineage: Eukaryota; Metazoa; Chordata; Mammalia; Chiroptera; Vespertilionidae
Source: the annotation of a GenBank genome assembly
AUGGAGACCGAAGAAGACCCAAAGACACAAAAAGAUAGAGAAGUCCAGAAUGAUCAAAUAAUGUCACCUCCAAAUGAGAUGGUGGCUAAGGAGCCAGAAGAUGUCCUAACUGGGGCUCCCCAGGCCCAGGUUCCACAAGAGCCUUCUGGACAUCCGCAGAAGAGUCUUGAAAAAGUCUGUGUCAAAAAUGUUGAGACCGGGCCAGGAAGGAAUCCUGUCAGUCCUCUCAUCUUCAGGCAGAUGUUCAGGAAGUUCCGCUAUGAGGGUCCAUCUACGCCCAGGGAAGUCUUAGGCAUCUGCUAG